CACAUGACCAACGGUCGCGGGAAGUCCUUUGCCACGCGCGUGAUAGGAAGAAGCCAGUUCUUGACUCAUUCAAACUUUUUUGUAAACAUUGGUUUGGUUUUAUUGCGGAAAGACGUGUUUCUGUGUCGGUGAGCAAUCAAGAAGGUGGUGACGGAUACCGAUACUCGACCGGACCGGGUAGUUUUGGUGUUUGUUUUUAGUUUAACGCCAACUUCGGACGUUGUUCUUACGGCGAAAACAAGCUAACUCCGGGGCCAUUUCUCAGCACUGGAUGGGCGUGUAAGUGUUAGCAAACACGUUAACUUUUUCUAAGAUGUUAAUGGACAUUUAAGCGCUUUGCAGUCGUUUUUGGACACUUUUUAAACCAAUACCUUUCUUUUAAGGUAGUUAAAAGUAGCUAGAUUUGUGUUUUUUGCGAGAAAAGCUAGUGGGGGUCCAACCGCGUGAUUUUUCCCGUCGACGAAGCCGGGGUUUAAAUCCUGAAAAUGUCGAGCUACAGUCGCCAUCGGCACGGAUCCCCCUCCCCGAAAAGUCGGCCUAUUCGUCAGAAAUUACAGUUCACAUCCAGCGACGGGGAGGACGACCCCAUUGAGGAUGUUAACAACAGCACCGGUGGAGAAUCUGGCUUCACGGAGAUGGAUUCCCCGAUGCCAGUGCGACGGGACACCGCCGACAAACGGCUGGACGGGGGCAGCAGCCCCCUGAACCAGUCCGGCGGGGACGACGACGUGGAGCUGUGGGACGAGGAAAGCUUCGGUUCACCGUCUCACCUGCGGUCCCCGAGCAGCGUUAUCUUUGCCAACUGUUCGCCGUCGCCGAGGAAAAGUUCUCGGCUGUACGGGGGGUCACCGGAGCGGUCCUACGUCCAGGACGACGGGGAAGGAUCCAGCUCCCCGAUCCCAGACUGUCCCGACACACCUCCGCACAAAACCUUCAGAAAACUCAGGCUUUUUGACACACCGCACACACCAAAGAGUUUGCUGUCCAGAGCAAGAGGCUCCGGCCCGGGAUCCUCCAGCAGGAGAGUUGCCCUGUUCAAGAAUGUGGAGCCUUCAGGAAAGUCAAUCACAGACAGCAGCAGGAGACAGCAGACCCCUCUGGUCAACUUUAACCCCUUCACCCCCGACUCCCUCCUCAUCCAGUCUGCCACACAGCAGAGAAACAACAGGAAACGGGCACACUGGAAUGACUCCUGUGGGGAAGACAUGGAGGCAAGUGACGGUGAAGGAGAGGAGGAGGUCCUCCCACCAUCCAAGAGGAUCACCAUGAUGGAAAGCAACAUGAUGUCCCGGUACGCCUCCGAGUUCCUCGAGCUGGAGAAGAUCGGCUGCGGGGAGUUUGGAGCUGUGUUCAAGUGUGUGAAAAGACUCGAUGGCUGCAUCUACGCCAUCAAGAGAUCAAAGAAACCUUUGGCGGGAUCAGUAGACGAGCAGAACGCCUUACGGGAGGUGUAUGCCCACGCCGUGCUGGGCCAGCACCCCCACGUGGUGCGCUACUACUCAGCCUGGGCCGAGGACGACCACAUGCUCAUCCAGAACGAGUACUGCAACGGGGGCACGCUGUCAGACGUCAUCGCAGAGAACUACAGACGGCUCAGCUACCUGUCGGAGCUGGAGCUGAAAGAUCUGCUGCUACAAGUCACACGAGGACUCAAGUACAUCCACUCUACAUCUCUGGUGCACAUGGACAUCAAGCCCAGUAACAUCUUUAUUUCACGGAAAUCCGUAGCGAGCUGCGACGAAUGUGACGAGGAUGACGGUCUGACCACAAGCGUUGUCUACAAAAUCGGUGACCUCGGUCAUGUGACACGAGUGAACAAUCCACAAGUGGAGGAGGGUGACAGCAGAUACCUGGCCAAUGAAGUUUUACAGGAGGACUACAGCAACUUGACAAAGGCGGACAUCUUUGCUCUGGCUCUGACUGUUGUCAGCGCCUCGGGGGCCGAGCCUCUUCCCACAAAUGGAGACAAGUGGCACGAGAUCCGACAGGGAAAACUCCCCGCCAUCCCUCAAGUGCUUUCUCCAGAGUUUCUCAGUCUCCUCAAGCUGAUGAUCCACCCCGACCCAACCAGGCGGCCAUCGACGUCUGACCUCAUCAAACACCCGGUGCUCCUCACCGCUGCCAGAAUGAGUGCAGAUCAGCUCCGAGUUGAACUCAACGCAGAGAAGUUCAAGAACGCCCUGUUACAAAAGGAGCUGAAGAAGGCCCAGCUGGCCAGGGCUGCAGCAGAGGAGAAGGUUUUGUCCACAGACAGGAUCCUGACCCGCUCCACAGUCCAGUCCAACCCCAGAACCACCAGACUCAUCGGAAAGAAGAUGAAUCGGUCGGUCAGCCUCACCAUCUACUGAGACUUUACUCCGCCCUGACAGGAAGUUAGCUCACGGACCUUUACUCAGACCUGUUCGGUUGAAACGGUCUUUUGUUUUUCUUUUUGAGGAGAAUCCUGUCAGUCACGGUGUUGGGCUCAUCGGCCCAGUUUGAAGCUGUAGACUGUUGCCACACUGAACUUGAACUCAUCUCGAUAGACUCUCAUUACCAAUAUAGUUCAGCCCUUUUGCAGACGGAUUUUAUUCAUUCCUCGAAGGUAGUUACUGUACCUUUUACACUCUGUCAUUCCUUAAGUUAGCAUAGACGUCAGGCUCUCUCUCUCUGUCCUUGCACUUCCCCUCCCCCCUCUCGACAAAGCCGAAGUCCGUUGGCAGCAGAUCAAAGCUGCAGUGAAGCUCUCUUCAGUGUGAAUGUACUUUACCGUCGCCGUGUGCACCUUACUGCCUGUCAAAUGCCUGAUGCUGGGUACCAGAGGGUCCGAGAACUGACGAUGUCUGUGUUUGUAACGGAGCACUUUGGAGGCAACACGUGGAACUUGCCACUUUUUUUUUUUUUUUAGAUAAAACCUGCUGCUAUUGAUGUUUUGUAUGUAUCAGGGUUUGGCCAGUUUCAGGUUGGAUCGUUCUAGAGGUCAUUGGCUCUUACUUUCAAGUAGCAGGAUUCCACACACCCCCCUUCUGUCCUCCAUUUUUAUUUUUCUGCUCUGAUUGAAAAUGGACCAUUUGAGGAAACUCAUCCAGCUUGUUUGAAGUACCAAAACCAUCGAGUGAACUCAUUAUGUGUGAGGUUAGAAUGGAUCCAUAGUGUUUUGAUUAUUCCCUGUUGAUUGGUGCUGCCAACCCUGCCCUGUAGCAUUAGAACAAUCAUCGUCCUGUUCUUUUGGACUCAUGUUUUUUUUUUUUUUUUUUCUCAUUUCUCCUGCUGUUUUUUCCACAAGGCUCGUCUUCAGUUAGAAAAGUAUUCGUCAUCUCUUUGUUCCUAUAACCUCUAACACAAAAAACCCCUUCUCUGUUGUAACAUGUACAUAUGUUCUUUUAAUAAAUUCUCACCUUCUACA
Lates calcarifer (barramundi perch) is the source of this 3385-nucleotide messenger RNA. RefSeq names its product WEE1 G2 checkpoint kinase (gene wee1). The record is from RefSeq and is a predicted model, not a curated record. Gene Ontology annotation, cellular component: nucleus. The transcript has 10 exons. Gene Ontology annotation, molecular function: ATP binding; magnesium ion binding; non-membrane spanning protein tyrosine kinase activity. NCBI's taxonomy places the organism in Eukaryota, Metazoa, Chordata, Actinopteri, Centropomidae. Gene Ontology annotation, biological process: mitotic cell cycle; protein phosphorylation. The coding region runs from base 486 to 2348 and encodes 620 amino acids.